AUGUAUUUCUUCCUCUGUGUCCUCUCCUCCAUAGACCUUCUCCUUACCAACAACGUACUUCCUGAGAUCUUGGUCAACUGCUUCAUUUACAGGCCCACCAUUUCUUUGCACAGGUGCUUGUCCCAGAUGUACAUUGGUCUAUUACUGGUUGUAACAGAAUGCAUUGUUCUGGCCAUAAUGGCAUAUGAUCGUUUGGCAGCUAUAUGCCAGCCUUUGUACUACAUGCAGAUCAUGAGCUGGAGGCUGUGCAUUGGUUUAGUGGCUGCAUCUCUGACCCUUUCCCUCCUGACAACCUUGAUCAAUGCGCUCCUGCAGCCUACUGACUUCUGUGGCCGGCACAUCAUCAACCAUUUUGGAUGUGAGCUGCAGUCUUUCCUCAAACUGGCUUGCUCCGACACACAUACUAGUGAGCUCUUCAUGCACAUUUCCGGCGUCUUUAUUCUAAUACCACCCUUUGGCUUCAUAGUUGUGACGUAUGGGCGCAUAGGCCUGGCUGUACUGCGCAUCCGCUCAACACAGGGCCGCAGGAAAGCCUUGUCCACAUGCAGCUCUCACCUUGCUGUGGUGACUAUCUUUUAUGGCACAAUCAUGAUCAUGUAUUUGAGGCCACAAGGGAAAUUUGUUUCUGAAAAGGACAAAGUUAUAUCUUUAAUGUAUGGGGCUCUGACUCCCAUGCUCAAUCCUCUGAUUUACAGCUUGAGAAACAAGGAUGUGAAGGGAGCAUUUUGGAAACAUGCUGCAGAACAGGGGGAAAACUACACCAACUCCUGA
Messenger RNA from Elgaria multicarinata webbii, 771 nucleotides. Its product is annotated as olfactory receptor 13H1-like. NCBI's taxonomy places the organism in Eukaryota, Metazoa, Chordata, Lepidosauria, Squamata, Anguidae. The transcript has 2 exons. Gene Ontology annotation, biological process: G protein-coupled receptor signaling pathway. Gene Ontology annotation, molecular function: odorant binding; olfactory receptor activity; G protein-coupled receptor activity. Gene Ontology annotation, cellular component: membrane. The record is from RefSeq and is a predicted model, not a curated record. The coding region runs from base 1 to 771 and encodes 256 amino acids.